This is a messenger RNA of Drosophila ficusphila, 1590 nucleotides long. RefSeq names its product probable serine hydrolase. Lineage: Eukaryota; Metazoa; Arthropoda; Insecta; Diptera; Drosophilidae. The record is from RefSeq and is a predicted model, not a curated record. Bases 222 to 1178 code for a protein of 318 amino acids. The transcript is spliced from 2 exons.
GCUUUUCUCCUCAGAAGAAUUCCAAUCAGUCAGCAUUUAGCGGUUUAGAUGCAAGUACUCAAAAAUAAAAAAGGAAGUACAAAAAAUAAAUAAAUUGAUAUCAAAAACAUGGGUACUUUACUAAAAUAAAAAGCUUUUCUAAAACAAAAAAUUCGAAUCAGUCAGCAUUUAGCGGUCGAGAAGUAAGUACUCAAAAAAAUAAGUAAAUUGAUAUCUUAAACAUGGGCACUUUAUCACUGCAACAAUACGAAGAUGUAAAGAUUGGGGUUCCCUGGGGCCAUAUCGCCGGUCGAUGGUACGGAAAUCGAGCGGAGAGGCCGAUUCUGGCCAUCCACGGUUGGGUGGACAACCUCGGCACCUUCGAUCGCCUAAUUCCUCUGCUCCCCGAUUACCUGGGAGUGCUCUGCGUCGAUAUUCCUGGACACGGAAGAUCGUCUCAUCAUCCGGUGGGAAUUCGAUAUAGUUCCGAGAAAUUCGUGUCGAUAAUUCCACGGAUCAUGAGGGAGUUCGGCUGGAAGAAAGUCUCUUUAAUGGGUCACUCAAUGGGUGGGUUCCUCAGCUUCGUUUACUCAAGUCUGGCCCCGGAAACCGUGGACAUGAACAUAAGCUUUGACCUUAUCGUACCUCCUUUUUUGAAACCCGAUGAAACAAUUAAGUGGAUAAGGUUUAGCCAAGAAAAGCACUCUUGCCUGGACGAACGAAUGGGGAGAGAAAACGCUGUUCUUUCUAGAGAAGAGUUUUUAAAACUGAUCGAAAAGGAAUCCUUCAAAUCUAUUUCUCCCUCCGUGGCCCAUCAUUUGAUGCAUCGGGUUGCCAGUGAGUCGGAAGCUUUUCCGGGAAAGGUUUUCUCCACACGGGAUGACCGGGUCAAAUACUUUUCCAAGAUGUACCUAUUGGAUCACAGACUAGCAGAGGAAAUGGCUCGAAGGAUUAAGCCGAUGCCGUAUCUCAUUAUAAAGGGCAGCCAAUCCAAAUUUAUUGGCAACCACAGCUCCGAUGUUAUUUCCCUGCUUUCAAAAAAUAAUCCAGACUUUGAGUUCCAUGAGAUCGAGGGCUCGCAUCACGUCCAUCUGAAUUCCGCAGAGGAAUGUGCCAAAUAUGUAGUACCCUUCAUCAGGCGAUAUCAUCCUCCUGGCAAAGAUCUCAACCACCGAUCAAUUCAGUGCAGCAAACUGUAGGGUACAAGAAAUUCCCAAAUUUUAUAACAAACUUUAUCUGUGUUUUAACUAACUUUCUCUAAUAAGUGAGUUCUUUGUUCCAUUACCGUUUACAAUCAGUCAAGAGUUGUGAGGUCUUAAGUAUCAGUCUACCAGACAUUUUUUAUUAAUACCUAGCGUUUAUAAUACCGGUUGCAUAUAGACUGCCGAAAGCUUUUCGGUUCUUUAAAGCUUUUUGAUUGUUUUGAUUUUGCGAUCUGACUCAGUUUUUUUCAGCAAUCAAACAGACAGCACGUGAAUAGUAAGACAAAGUUUUAAAUAUAAUUAAAAUAAUGAAUUAACUUUGGACGUUAACUAGAAGCAAAACACAAGAACCAAUUGUGAAGUUUUAUAAACAAAUAAAAAGUGAAAGUGUUCCAUCUCGCUCUUAAAA